Molecule: messenger RNA, 834 nt
Organism: Exserohilum turcica Et28A
Lineage: Eukaryota; Fungi; Ascomycota; Dothideomycetes; Pleosporales; Pleosporaceae
Exons: 3
Coding region: 1-834 (277 amino acids)
Source: RefSeq, a predicted model, not a curated record
AUGGGUGGAAGAAGUAGAGGUCGCGUCAAACGCAAACAGAUCCAAAGCGACGAUGGCUGGACGGUUAUUGCCCACGGUCUCGCCAACGUAUCGCUCGGCAGUAGCGAGCAAAAAGAGAAGCAAGGCUCACUGCCAGACAUGGUACAAGACCUGACGACAGAAAAAUUGCUGGCAGAAUUCAAAAUGUUGCAGGAGCGGUGGGAAGACACGGCGCUUGCGGCGCAGGUUAAGCAGAUUGUUGAGGAGAAGAGUAAAGAUGGCGAGGGAGGGUGUGGCUGGGGUGUAACAGAGGCUGUGUGUAUAGGCAUAGGGAGUUUUAGUCGGGAUUGGGCGCAUCGGUGGAGGAGUCUGUGGCAGCUUGUGUUGUUUGUUGAUGUUGUGGGAUGCCUCACGAAAGAAACUACCAACAAGCAAAUCCCAUGCUACGCCCAAGACCCGGCUUUCACCCCACUAGACACCGAGUUCCUUUCUCUCCUCUCCAUUACGUCACUAUCUUCGCAUCUCGAAUCGAAAAUCACAGCAUCGUCGUUUGUCUACUCACCGUUCGUCGAUUGGUUCCUGCUGCUGCCGAAGUUUCUGGCUGGCCGAGAUCCCGUCUUGUAUGUGGGCAACGAGAUUCUAGACGACUACGCUAUGUAUGCGCAGACGCGGGCGAAGAGGGAGAGGCUCGACGAGUGUAAUGAGGUGGGCAGGAGGUGGGCUGUAGCAAGGGAAAUGCUGAGGUUAAAGGAGUUUGAGAAGCAUGCCAAUGCGUUGAAUGGGAUGGUGGUUUAUUGGAGGGUGGCUGAAACUACAAUGUGGAGCGAGAAGCCCUCGCACGAAACUGACCACUAG